AUGGGCCUUCUGGCAGAGGAAAAAUUGCAGGACACCAACUCAGGCAGGAAAUCACCGAUGCCGACCAUUCCUGCCUUCUAUGGGCCAGCCAUGUCCCCUGCGCCAGCGCCCUUCCGGUUCAGCGCUCACCAGACACGCAUCAACUGGCAGAUUCUGCACGGAGUGGACAUUGACAAACUUGUGCGGGAGACGGACAUAGACACUCUGGAGAGGUGCUGUGCUGCGAUGGCGUACGGCGACUUGCAGGCAGAGGAAUCAGGCAGCCUGUCAGAGACAAACUUCCUGCGCCUGUUCAGGCUGGCCCAGCUCACUGUGGAGUACCUGCUCCACAUCCAAGACCGGCUCGUCUGGGAAAAUGGCCUCCUCAAGGAGGACAAAGCCAGGUCGGCGAAGCACGUGGAAGCUUUGCACCUGCGCGUGAAGGAGCACAAGGAGGAGCUGGCACUCACCAAGCUGGAGGCCAAGCGGUCCAAGAAAAUCCUCAAGUCUGCCGAGGCGGCGCUGAUGACAGAGAGGGAGAAUGCAGAGGCGAAGGCGGCCAAUACAGAUGGCAAGCAGGAGGCAGAGCUGCAAUGGCAGCUGGAGCGACUGCAGCGGCAGUCUGAUGAGCUGAGGGAGGAACGCGAAGGGCUUCUCAGGGACAUUGACCUGCUGAAGGACGCCCUGGAAAAGACCAAGGAAAGAGGGCAGCAGGAGCUGGAGGCAGCAGUGGAUGCAGCACGCCGAAGGGAGCAGGCUGAGGCGGACAGGAGAGUGCUCGCAGCCAAGGAGGAGGCCCUGCAAGUCUCCCAAGGGAGCGUCGAUGCCCAGAUCACUGCAGCCAGUGACGAGAUGCGCUCGCUGCGUCAGCGGCUGGCCGACUCUCUGACCAGGCAGCAGGAGCUGGAGACGCGGCAGAAGCUGUCAUCAAUUCUGGGGGAGUCCCGGACAACGGUGGUGGCGGCGUCUGAGGACAAGGAGGAAUUGGAGCGCCUGGCCCAACGGCUGCGCAGCGCUGAGGACGAAGCUGCGCGGCUGAGGGCUGUGCUCAGGGACCAGGUGGAGCAGCUGAAGGCGCGGCUGGAGGCUGAGCUCGCGGAGAGGGAACGCCUGGCGCAGACCAGGCAGGACCUGGAGCGGGAGGCGCAGGCGAUGCGCACGCAGAUACACUCCCUCAGCCGCCAGCUGUCCUCCCAGCCGCCAGAUCAGGCGCCGCCAGCCGGGGACCGGGGGGACCACGAGGCCUGGGAGGAAAAUGAACAGCUCAGAGAGGAGGUGGAGGAGGCAAGGAAGCAGCGGACACUACUGGAGGCCAAGGUGAAGCGGCUGCAGAGCAUGCUGGUCAGCCAGCAGCCCCAGCAGGAGGAGCUCAUCAAGAGCAUCCACUUCUUGGAACACGAGCUGGGUCUGGCGAGGGCGGCAUCGGCGCGACCGGGCGAGCGGCUGCGCAAGACGGCCUCAAUGGACCGCAAUCAAGGGAAUGAGCCUAUUCAGGACAAAGGUCACAUCCCCGCCAUGCGCCGCUCGGCUUCUGCGGCGCCGGCAGCCGCCGCAGCCGCGCGCAAGCCUGACCAGGCACCCGCAUUCGAAUACGAGUUCGAUUCGGAGGGCGCGCCGCCGCAGCCGUCGCCGGAGGACCUCGAGCGAUUCAACGUGGAGAUGGCGCAUGAGCUGGCCGGCUCCGCGCGGCCCGGCGUGCGCUCGCGCUUCCCGCAGCCGCUGCCCGCCUUUGAGCACACGCGCGCGCAGCUCGAGGGAGAGAUGGAGGAGGAAUUGAACAAGAGUCUGCGCUCGUUCGGCGUCGAUCCUGCAUCCGGGCGGCUGAGCGACGCGGCGUACACGGCGGCUGCCGCGCAGCUGCAGGCCCGGCGGUCCAAGGCGCUGGCUGCGCGGCCGCGCAGCCACCGGGAACGCGCCGCGCACCUUCACUCCACCAUCCUCUGGCACAUCCACCGGGUGGCCAGCAAGAUCAGGAGGAAGGGGCAGCUGCGGGAGGAUGGUGCUGUGGGGCCAGCCACGCUCCAGACCAGGGCCUCCCAGCGCCUCAGCCUCGACCCUCAAGCCACCUGGACUGGCAGGCAACAGAGGGCGUCCACCGGCGCGGCCCGGCGCGCGCGAUCCAGCAGCCCGGUGCGGCAAGGCAGCAGCAGCUACUGGGAGAGGGGCUAUGACAGCGAUGACGAGGGAACCACGCGUUUUGGCCGCACGCUGUCGCAGUCGCUCGCCCCGCCACCCCUGAGAGGAAAUUUUGGCGAAGCAUACUCGCCGCUGCGCUCCGCUAUCCGACCCGGCUCAUACACCUUCAAGAGCGCCCAAGAUGCACCAAGGGAGUCGUGGGUGCCGGCCAGCGCGGCGGCGCGGCCGUCGUCCGCCGAGGCGGUAACGCGGCGCUCCCCGACGCGACUGGCAAAGUUUGACAGUGCGCCCGGCGACUUCAGCCGCCAGCGCAGCGUGCUAGAGCAGUAUGACAUGCCCCUGCCGCGAGCCCGCACUGCCGGCGCCGCCGCCUUCGUGCCCGUAAUGGCCGUAACUGACGCCCCCCCGUAUCACCGCGCACCGGCCCGCGCGCGCACCGCGGGCCCGGCCGACGAUUUCUUCGACGCGCCGGCCCGCGGCGGCGGCAGCGGCAGAUACGCAGCGGAGCCUGCCGGAUAUACACCGCCGUUGCGCGGAAGCAGUAUGGCAACAGACUAUUCCUAUAACCCCCGGCCGCAGCGGACAAGAACAGUUGAGGUGCGCACGCAGCGGGAAGAGUACCAGGACGACGCCGAGCAGCUGCCGCGCGGGAGCAGCCGCGCUGAGAAAGAAUUUGUUCUGCGGUCAGAGAAGUCCUUCACAGAGGGCUACAAGGCAGGCCUGGAGGCGGCUCGAACCUUCUCGGCGCGCGCGGCCAGUGGGAGAUUUGAGGCAGAAGCGGAUGAGUUUCUGGCGGAGGGUGCGCCCCGGGAGACGAGCCGACAAUGGGGCAGCAAGCGCGCCGGCGGCGGAGUGCGCCGCGCGGCCUCGAGCAUGCCGCAGGGGCGCCCUUACGACGGCGAUGCCGAACUGCGCCGCAGCCGGUCCGCCCCCCGGCAGGGCCGGGUGCACUACGACGACGAGGAACAAGAGGAAGAAAUCUUCGAGGACGGGCCAAGCCAGGAUGCAAGGCAGAGGUCUGGCGCCAAAGUGAGUGCAGAAGACUAUGGCAACGAGGCAGUGGGUGAGGAGGAACAAGAGGAAGAGGCAAGGAUGCAGGUUGAGAGGGAGGCUGAUGCACCGGAGGUAGAGCUGCCCUCCUUCCAGUCGCUCCUCCAACGCCAGAAGUCACAACAGGACAUGCGGUACGGGGCGGCAUACUCGCCAAUGGGAGCCUCCAGCCCCGCCCUGGCACAGGCCCUGGCAUCACAGACAUCCGAGUACAGCGCCAAGAAUGCUGCUGCCAGGACCACCAGCCGCCUGCGAAACGUGUCUGUGCGCGUGUACAAAAUUCCCGGGCCCAUCACAAGCGCGAGUCUCCCAUCUAAUACUAAUUUGAGUCAGCAAGCAACUUGCUCACAUGCGCAUGACCUGCGCCCGUACAGCUCCGUGGCUUCUCAGCCGCCGGUCAAGUAUGAGCCAAACCCGGUCUAUGAGGGCGUGCGCACUGCGCGGCUGCGCAUGGAGGAGAGCGGGUCCGGCCUCCGCCACGAUCUCUCAAACGGCUCCGCCCGCUUCCCAGGAACGGGCGGGAAUGACGGCCUGUACGACUCAGCGCGCUCCGUCACAGCCCAGCAGCAGCAGUCAUUCCAGGCGCAGGUCAGCAAGACUCUCAGCACAGGCAUCUCCCAUAGCCAGGAGACAGGACCUGUCAGGACUGUGACGGCAGCCACCUUCAGCAAUGCUACCGGGCCGGUGCAUGCCUGGGCGCCCCCAAGGGCCGGUGCAGCGGUCCAGGCUGCCGGUCUGAAGAGCUAUGCAUCCACUCCUAGCUGGAGCAAGCCGCCGGAGAUGGCCAGUGGGCUGCAGGGCCGGCGCAUGGCGACUGCGAGGGAGUUCUACUCGACUGAGCAUGCCUCCAGCAUCAAGAUUGCAUGA
This is a messenger RNA of Coccomyxa subellipsoidea C-169, 4032 nucleotides long. RefSeq lists its product as hypothetical. The transcript has 17 exons. The record is from RefSeq and is a predicted model, not a curated record. Lineage: Eukaryota; Viridiplantae; Chlorophyta; Trebouxiophyceae; Coccomyxaceae. The coding region runs from base 1 to 4032 and encodes 1343 amino acids.